AUGAAUUGGAACUAUUGCCGAGAUAUUCUUAUCGAUGAAUUAGCUGUCGAAGGUCUCGAAGGUUGUACAUUCAAUCAUUUGUAUACUAUUGUUGAACCGUUGUUAUUGCCUACUGAUAAUCGACUUUCGAAUGAGAAUUAUCUUCGUUCAUAUCUAUGGAAAAUUCUUUUAUCGUGUUCAUGCAUUGAACUUUAUGAACUACCUGUUAAACUUCUUCCGCCCGCAUCGCUGAAUAAUCUCGCUGUUGAAAAUGUGGAAUUGAAUCAACGCGGUUAUUCUUCGUCGUAUCAUCAACGAAAAUUGAUAUCCAAUCGGACUGCUUAUAUGAAUCUUGAUGAUGUAUCAACACUCGAUCGGAUUCAUCUUGUUGUCGAACAAAAUGUUCGCGAAUUUCGUAUCAUUCAAGGCCAAUUCGAUACCAAACAAUUGUUCAGUAAAUACGAAUACGCUCUAUUAGAAUGCAUCUGUAAAACCCGGUCGAAAGGUAUUUCAACAUCAGGAAAUGAUGGUCUUGCCAAAAUUUUCAAUAUUAAUAGUAAAUCGUUAUUCUAUUACCUCAAGCAAUUGAUUGCCUUGGACAUCAUUAAAAAACUCAACUUAACUCGACAGUUGGUUGGAACAUUAAAGCAGCCGAUAUUGAUUCUUACUCGAUACAUCACCAAGAAUGAUUACAUGAAUUCGAAAUACACGAUUAUCGACCGGUUGAGUAGUUAUUUGGGACAAUGUAAAAACCAUUCGUGUGAACGAAAUCAUCUGAAAUCGUACUUAUCCUUAGGAGAGAAAUCGUUUCGAUCAUUAAUGAGAAAAUGCAAACGAUUGAAUUUAAUCGAGAAGUACAACAAGACAAUGAACGAAUAUGAAUUAAAGCGGUGUUUAAGUAAUGAACAAGAUUCACCAACAGCAACAACGACAACAUUGAUUUGUUUGAAUAACCGAACACGUUUACGUUCGUAUACGUUUUUUCGUUUGAAAUCAAACGAUAAUACUCAAAAAGAUGAUGAUGAAGAAAUCGCGUCAUCAAGCGACGAGAAUGAACAGUCCGAAGACGAAGAAGAAGUUGAAGAGGAAGCUCUGGACGAUGAAGAUGAUUCGAAUAUGUUACCUCUAUCCGAAGCAUCAAGUCAAUUAGAUCAAAAUAAUCUGAAACUGUACGUCGAUCGACCAUAUCAUUUUCAAUACUAUGAACUAUUAGAACAAGUGAAAGAGAUCGGAUUAUCCCAACGCGAUUUAGCAAACAUUUGUCAUUUAUCAUUCUAUUCUGCCAGAUCCGAAAUCAAAUCGUUGACAAAAAAUAUGAAGCAUAUCUCGUUGAAAAGUGUGCAACUGAAUCAAAAAGGAAAGAUCAUGGAGAAUCGAAUCCUCUUGAAAAAGUUCAUGCCAUCCACGACAACAGCGAAAUCAUUGACGGCGAAUCAUAAUGUUCGACAACAGAUUAUCUCCAAAACGCCACGUGCAAAACGGAAAAAAGAUAGCGCGAAACAAAAAGAUAUCGAAACUACCAUCAUUGAUAGUCCGUCGUCCGUCCCAUCUGCAGCAUUGAAUUCACCGUCAUUUAUCAAAUGUGAACCGGUCGAUGCGGAACAUCUAGACAAUGAACCAUUACUCUCACGUCUACUUUCGUCGGAAACUGUUUGGCGUCCGUCAACUCAAUCUGUUCGCCAAGAAUCUACAAAGAAGAAAUCGAAAACUCGCGUUAAUCCCGUGAAACGAAUCAAUAUCAAACGCGAACAUCGGCUAGAUUUGAUUCGUUCCUAUAUGCAGGAACAUCCGAUUUGUACGCUAACUGAUCUACGUGCUACAAUUAUGUCCAGUGAACGUGAGGAAGGUCUAACGAUUCAUAUGGAUCGCAAAACUCUCGAUAAGUUAGUUGAUGAAUUGGAAAAAGUUCAUCAUUUUCUCUUUCGGUUUACUGCGCGAAUUAAACAAUCACGAACGAUUAUUUGUCUGGCUAUGAUCAGUCCAGACAUUUCACCUGAUUGCGACAAAAUUCAACAGUUUAAAAUCGAACUAUCUCAGGACACAAUCGAAAUACCGUCAACAAACAAAUCAAAACCAAUAUCUCGUGAGCGACUAUCAACGACAACCGUUACAAAUCCACAGGAACAUGUUUCCCAAGAAGAGAAACUAAUGAAUGAUGAUGAAUCAAAAAAUACGAUCGACAAUUUCUUCAACAAUGGAUUGGAAGAAGAAAAGAUUGCAUUACUGAAAAAGAAAUCACUUGAAAACGUCAAUGGCUUUGGAAACUGUUAUGGUUAUGUGUAUAAAUUUCAACGGUGUGCUAUUUUACAUAAAUUCAUGUUCUACUUACUCUAUGGUUAUGAAGGAAAUCUUGAGCAAGAAGAUCUCGACACAAGUUUCGAUUCGGAACAAUCUCUUGUUUCUACUCUACCAGAAGUUCAAGCAAUUCUCGACUCAAUUCCCAACACGCGUCGUUAUACAAAUGUCAAUCAAGGUGCUAAUUGGAAAACUUUCGUUCCGCCAUUAGAUACUCGUGGUCGAUCGAUUCCACCUGGUUGUCUUUAUCUCGAUGAUUUUCUUAUGUGUAUGCCAAUUUCGAUCUUUCUCGCAAUUGUCUAUGUUCCAUAUAAAGUUCCUGGCUUGAUGGAGUUACUUUCUCACCCAACGAAACGUUAUAUUCUCGUUCGUGACCUUCCGGCUGAAAUGCGCUAUCCGCUGGUCGUUCGUCGACAUUAUCUCUAUCGAAUAAUCGAAGUUUUGAAGUAUCUGUCAACACUUGGUCUGAUUACAUUCGUCGAUCGUCCGACAAUUAGUCGCUUAGAAAAGUUGAAUACAUUGAUUUACCUUCAUCCGAAAGCGUAUUUAAUAAAUACAAUCAAUCAAACGAAUAAUUCCAAUGGACCGAUUGAAAACAUGUCGAAUUAUCCGAAACAGAUGUACAAUUUUACGUCGUUGACACAUGUCAAUCGAUACUGGUUUGAUUUAAUUGAAAUUGCGCUGAACACAUAUCGAGUGAAGAUCUUUUCACGAAAGCAAGAGCGUUCACAUAUUGUUGAAGUACUUAAACAAGCAGCGAAACCGAUUCCAAUGGAAAAUAUCGAAGAAACCAAAACUCCACUGGGAAAAUCCAAUGGCCCAGCGGGCUUCGAUUAUGAUCUAUAUCUAUUCUUACGUAAAUCAUGGAAACUUCCAUACAAUAACAAACGAAUCUUGAAAUUACUCAAUCGGGAAGCAAAUCACUGCUGUAUUCCUGUUUGUGAAUUGCGUGUACCUAUCGAUGUGGCAUUAAAACGUUCUUACACGCGACAUUUAACACAAAAACGCAAGAAUAAUAGUCGAAAACGCGACAUGAAUAUGUCAACGACUAGUUUCGAUAAUUCAUCUAUACACUUAACAACAACAGCUCCAUCGUCUCUUCAUCGUUCGAGACGAACGACUCAUUUUGUGACGAAGCCUUUACCUGGCGUCGAAUACUACGGCCAUUUAUCACGGUAUAUCGUUCCGUAUGAUCUACUGAAUCAGUUACAAUUUGUCGAUCGACGAAAGAAACUAUUGUAUCAAUAUACUCGAGAAAAGAACAAAGGCAUUCUACAUCGUUUCAAUGAAAUUCUACAGGAUACAUCGACGAAGAAAAACAAGACUCGAAAGGGAAAGAAAGGCAAAGGAAACGAUGAUCAAGAUUCAGACGAGGAUUUAGAGCAUGUCAAUUCCACUGCUCUUCGUGUUCGAUGGUCGCCGAUCGAAGAACGUGUGAUAUCUUUAAUCAAUACUGCUUUGACAUUUUAUCUUCCACGAAAACAAACAGAAAAUUCUGAUUCUUCGAAAGAUUCGACAACAACUGGAAGUCGUCGUCCAGCUGCAUUUCUUCCAUUCAAUAAGGAAUUAUUUCGUGCUUGUCUCGUUCGUAUUCUUCCUCGUUCGGCACGUUCGAAAACACCUCAAAAUGUCGUGCGUAAGAUUAAAAACGACAUGACACAACAGACACGUUUAACUCAAUUGGAACAUCUUUCGGUACUGUGCUCUACGGAUACAUAUUUAUUGACAUUUCGUAAUGAAGCAAAACGUUAUCUCAAACAACGAUUUCGUUCUAAUGAACACUUUUUCCUUUUACUUUUCGAAAGAAUAUUUCUCAAAUUCCAAAAUUUUAUUCGUACAGGAUACUUACAUUGCAUCCCGCAAGGUACAAUUGAAUAUUUACCAUGCUCGAGGGAAGAACUCUUCAAACAAUACACGAUCAUUGGAAAACCAACUACUGAUCUCAGUUCAUUGUACCAACCUGAAACAACAAAAUCGAUUUUAAGCUCAACAAUAAACAUGGCUACGCACAGUUCUCUUUUAUCCAACGAACGUUCCGGUACGGCCAAAGCAUUCAUUCUUCACUAUAUCUUUUCUCAAUAUCCCGAGUCCUUGCUCAACGAGGUAGUUUAUCGAUUAAUGCACACGGAUGCAGUAAUUACAUUAACCAAGUCGAAUGAUAUUCAACGGAAAAUUUCCAGUGAAGCAUCAACAUUUCUUGCUGGCCGAGCAUAUCAUAUCAAUCAACGAUAUAUCUACCGUUGGUACACUUAUAUGCCUGCUACGGUUCUUCACGAGACAUAUUCUUGGAUUCAAGAGAAUAUCUUGUCAAAGAUCGAUAUUAAUAACGUCGAUGAGCAGAUGAAUGUCGUUAUUGAUAUUGAACAACAAAAUAACGUUGCAAUUGCCGCUUCGUUUAUAACCUUUUUCGAUACGAAUCAUUUCGAUAUUCAAUUAGCAUUACCAAAAAGUCUGGACGAUGAGCCCGAAAUGAUGGUGUCGAAAAUGCCGAAGAAUACCGACGAAUUGAAUACCGACGAUGAUGAUGACGACGACGACGACGAAGAGAAUGAUGAUGAACAACAUGAGAGAGACUUUCAACAAGUUCUCCAGAGUGCACGACGAAUUAAUCAAACGCGUUAUGAACAUACUCCUAAACGAAAGCUUUCUACGGACGAAGAUAAAACAUCGACAAAAAAAUCAAAAACAACAACGAAUAACGAUAAUAAUACACGUUCAAAACCAUCUGGUCCCAUUCGUCAUCAAUGUCAUGAAUGUCCAAAAUCGUUUCUUAAUCGAACAAGUCUAGUUCGUCAUUGUCACCGACAGCACGAUCAACAUCGACAAGUGAAAUCGAAUAAAACAUCCUUACGUCCUGGGCUACCAACACAAAACCCUCUCGGGCGGGGCCGACAUGCCACUGACACAUCAUCUCUUAGUUGCUGUUCAAUCAAUUUCGUUCUCUCCCAUGAAUUUCUUCAACAGCAAUUUCAACAUUUCUACGCUCAGAAAACUCUGCAUAUAAUUGACAAAUUGAUUCAACGUUUUCCCUUCUACUCAGCUGUUUAUGAUCAGGAACAACAGAUCGAUUCCGAUGAAACAAAUCUUCUACUUACUUCAAUUCUAAGCGCCCAUGAAUUCGGCUUAACCUUUCAUCACUUGUACCAACAAGUGAAAUCCGUCAUGACCUUCUGUGAAUGUGUCAAACAAUUGAAUGAUUAUCUCGUUCGCGGAAUCGUCAUUGCUGCAGGAAGUCGCACACGAAUAUUUGUGCAUCGAAAAUAUGCACGAUCAUGGCUGAUCUACUCUAUUCGUUUCCGACAACACGACGAUAACAAUAAUAACAAUCUAGAAACUUUAUUGACAAGUACUUUUGUCGAAUCGCCAACCACAUCGAAAACAUCGACAACGGAGAUUCAAACAACGCAAAACGAUCGACAAAUGAAACUUUUCAAUUUCUCAAAUGGAGACAAUCAGCUCAUUUCCGAUCAGUGCGAACGUAUUGUCUUUGUUCCUCGUCCAUGGAAAUCAACCGAUGGCACGAUAAACUAUACUGUUUUGCAACGUAUGAUGGAAUCGCUAUUACUAUUCAUCAUUGAUCAUCCAGGUGUGAAUCUUGAGUAUCUGUACGAACAUUACAAAUGUGUUCUUCAACCAGUGGCGAUUGAUGAUUGUAUUGAAUUAUUUCAACAGAUGAAUUGUUUAGAAACUGUUCGAGUAUCAUUGAAAAGAACAGUAGAGAAACAAAUCGAUCUUUAUUCGACUGAAGAUUCCGAUUCCGACGAUGACGUGCACGAACAAGAAGAAGAAAAUUGUCAAUACGAUCACAACAAUGAUCUCGAACGUAUAUUCUACAAAGCAAAUUACAAUCAUCAGCAAACAACACUGUAUUGCUUUCCAACGUAUGAUUGUUUAGCAAAAUUCGGUGUUUCGUUUCCAUCUUCACUCACUAGCCAACAACAUGGAAUCGAUCGCAUGCCGUUUCCUAGUUAUUAA
This is a messenger RNA of Adineta ricciae, 6249 nucleotides long. NCBI's taxonomy places the organism in Eukaryota, Metazoa, Rotifera, Eurotatoria, Adinetida, Adinetidae. The record is from the annotation of a GenBank genome assembly.